CAGCAGCCCCAUGGCCGCGCUGGAGCCGCCGCGGCCGCCCCCGGCCGCCGCCGAGUCCCCGGAGCCGGAGCCCGGCGGGCGCUACGAGGCCGUGGUGCCGCACUGGUUCUACUGCAAGGUCACGGACUCGCGGGAGCGCUGGGUGCCGUUCAGCGCGCAGGACUCGGAGCGGCUGGAGGCGGCGCACGGCGCAGGGAAGGACCAGGAUGGCGUGGUGGUGCCCACCUCGGGGGGCAGGUACGACGUGCACCUGCGGGCGCGGCGGCGCGUGGCCGUGUACUGGGAGGAGGAGGCGGCCGAGGUGCGGCGCUGCACCUGGUUCUACAAGGGGGACAAGGACAAUAAGUUCAUUCCCUACUCGGAGUCCUUCAGCGAGGAACUGGAGGAAGCUUACAUGAUUGCCGUGACCCUGGGUGAGUGGAAGAAGAAGCUGGAGUCCCCCAACAGAGAAGUCAUUAUCCUGCACAACCCAAAGCUGAUGGUUCACUACCAUCCCGUUGCCAGCUCCGACGACUGGGUCUCCACCCCCAUGGAGCAAGGCCGGCCCCGCACUGUGAAGAGAGGAGUGGAGAACAUCGCUGUGGAGAUCCCCAACGGAGAGCCGCUGCAGAUCGACCACCUGGUGUUCGUGGUGCACGGCAUCGGCCCCGCCUGCGACAUCCGCUUCCGCAGCAUCGUGCAGUGCGUGAAUGAUUUCAGGAACGUCUCUCUCAGCAUGCUGCAAGCACACUUCAAGAAGGCCCAGGAGCAGCAGCAGGUUGGGCGGGUGGAGUUCCUGCCUGUGAACUGGCACAGCUCCCUGCACUCCACCGGCGUGGACGUUGACCUGGAGCGGAUCACGCUGCCCAGCAUCAACCGCCUGCGUCACUUCAUCAACGACACCAUCCUGGACGUGUUCUUCUACAACAGCUCCACCUAUUGCCAGACCAUCGUGGACACGGUGGCCUCGGAGAUGAACCGCCUGCACCGGCUCUUCCUGCAGAGGAACCCGCGCUUCAGGGGCGGGGUGUCCAUCGCGGGGCACAGCCUGGGGUCGCUCAUUUUGUUUGAUCUCCUGACGAACCAGAAGGCUGAUCCUGAGGAGGAUGAGCACUGUGCACAGGGGUCCAGGACAACCUCAGGCACAGGGGGUAUUGAGGAAGUAAAAGAAAUCCUGAAGAAGCUGGAGCUGUCCGAGUAUUGUGAUGUUUUUGAGAAGGAGAAAAUGGACAAGCAAGCAUUGUUCUUGUGCACAGAGAAAAACCUGAAAGAAAUAGGAAUUCCCUUAGGGCCAAGAAUGAAAAUACUCCAUUACAUCAGCUCCAAGACAGAGAUGAAGGGCUGGAGCUCAGCAGCUCCUGGGCACGGUGCACGUGGGGCUGAGCCAAGGUCCCCAUCCCAGCACGGGGACAGCUCCGAGGAUGGCAGGAGCUGCCAGUACCGGGACGUUGGCUUGGGACAGGUCUCGGCAAACUACCCCCAGCUGAACUACAAGCCCACCAUCUUCUUUGCCUUUGGCUCUCCCAUCGGGAUGUUCCUCACCGUGCGAGGAGUGAAGCGCAUCGACCCAAACUACAGCCUGCCCACCUGCAAAGGCUUCUUCAACAUCUUCCACCCCUUUGACCCGGUGGCGUAUCGGAUCGAGCCCAUGAUCGUCCCGGAGCUGGAGUUCGAGCCCAUGCUGCUGCCCCACCACAAGGGCAGGAAGAGGAUGCACCUGGAGCUGAAGGAAGGGCUGACCCGCAUGAGCGUGGACCUGAAGAACAACCUGCUGGGCUCCCUGCGGGUGGCCUGGCAGUCCUUCACCCGUGCCCCCGUGCCAGCCCUGGAGGCAGGGAGCACCGAGGCAGAGGCAGAGGCAGAAGCUGGCACUGAGAAGCAGCCAGAGACAAAGCCAGAGGAGCCCCUGGCAGCAGUGAAGGAAGAGACCCCCCCCAUCAACGUGGGGAGGCUGAACGGGGGGAACCGCAUCGACUACGUGCUGCAGGAGAAGCCAAUAGAGAGCUUCAACGAGUAUUUGUUUGCACUCCAGGGCCAUCUCUGCUACUGGGAGUCAGAGGACACUGUUCUGCUGGUUCUGAAGGAGAUCUACCAGACCCAAGGCAUCACUCUGGAUCAGCCUUUACCAGGAAGCCAGUGACCCACCUGUGCUGUUCUGGCUGUUCAACCCCACAGAGUACUCACCAGGAAAGUCCAGAUCUCGUCUCUGCCUUCCUCUCUCCUCUGCUGCCGUGUCCUGCAUGCUGCUUCCCAAGUACUUGCUGCUGCCUGGAGAUAAGGAUGGAUUUUCCUCCAUUUUGGGUAGGGGUAGGGGGAAAAACUGUCAAGGAAAACCACUUCUGCUCAAACACCCACACCACCUGUACAGUGACUCCCUGUGGCAACGUGUACUUUUAAGCCUGCACCCUGUGAGUCCCCAGCAGCUCCUCCAGCACUGCAGCAGAAGAGCUGUCCAGGCUCAGCACCCAGCGAGGCCCUGAGCCCACAGCUGGCUCCACUCACAGCCCAGGAUCCUGAGGAGAAAAAGCCUUAAACACAGCGUGGGAAGAGCUGCAGCAGCCUUGGAGCAAGGGAGAUUGCUGACUGCUAACACAAACCCCCCACCAGCACUGCAAGCCCAGGAGGUGAAGCCCAGGGCUCAGGCUGCUGCAGAGCCACAGGGGCUGUCCAGCAGCCCCCUCAUCCCUGCACUGCUGCUGCAUGUCUGCAGCCCUGCACUGCAGCCAGGCAGGGCUGCCCUGUGAAGCACCCCGUGACAGUGGCAUGCUCGUGCUCCUCCCCGCUGGGGACAGCUCAGCACCCCAGCCAGGGUGUCCCCACAGCCCUGACCCAGCUGUACCUGCUCCAGGAAAGCUUCCCCUCAGCUGCAGCCAGCCCAGGGAACAGCAGCUGCUGCUGGCAGUGCCAGGGUGAGCCCUCUGAGCCCUGCAGGGACACAGAGCUCUGUGCCCGCCACGCUCCCGUCCUGGUUUAGCUUUAAAUGUACAAAACACAGCCAGCAAAGGUGGAGCCCAGACCCAGCAGGGUCUGGCCACUGCAGAAAUGACACCAGCUCUGUGGGCAGCUCAGUCUGCACCUGCUUUGAAGCUCUUUUCUGAGGGGGCAGGGCUGGAGAGCCUCUGUGAUCCUUCCCUGGGCACCAAAGCCCCUGGGCUGGGGCUCCAGUGCUGUGUGAGGUGUUGCUGUGCAGCCUCUGGAAGAGCCAAACCACUUUCCCUCCUGCUGACUUUUGCCCCUGCAUGGGGUAAGGAGCCUUUUUCCCCCACAACCUGUUGGUUUGUUUUUCCUCCAUUGUCUGUUAUUUGCACUAUUGGAAGGGUUUUGUUUGCAGCCUCCAUCCCUCGUCCCCUCCCAAGGAACAGAAGCUGUUCUUUACCUGACUGCAGGAACAGCCAAGCUGCUUGGUCAGCACCUGACCCACUGCUGGCUAAGGUCUCGUGGGAGUAGGAAAAGGGACAGUCUUAACAUGGGACACUAAUGAUCAGCUUUUUAAGUUAUGCACUUUGUUAAAAAAAAAAAAAAAAAGAAGUUAAAUACAUUUUAAAUGUUAUUUAAUGUCUUUUCCAGUAAAAGCCAAAAUAAAUAAGUAGAUGAC
Molecule: messenger RNA, 3574 nt
Organism: Onychostruthus taczanowskii (white-rumped snowfinch)
Lineage: Eukaryota; Metazoa; Chordata; Aves; Passeriformes; Passeridae
Gene: DDHD2
Product: DDHD domain containing 2
Exons: 17
Coding region: 11-2119 (702 amino acids)
Cellular component (GO): COPII-coated ER to Golgi transport vesicle
Molecular function (GO): triacylglycerol lipase activity; protein binding; metal ion binding
Source: RefSeq, a predicted model, not a curated record